Molecule: messenger RNA, 338 nt
Organism: Phanerochaete carnosa HHB-10118-sp
Lineage: Eukaryota; Fungi; Basidiomycota; Agaricomycetes; Polyporales; Phanerochaetaceae
Exons: 1
Source: RefSeq, a predicted model, not a curated record
UCUCUGAUCCUGACGAACAACUCGUUGGAAUCUCCAUGGAGAACGUGCCAGGGUCGGAGGAUGUUCUUUGGCGUAUCAAAGAAGUCAGCCUCGUGCUUUACAGACCACCAUGCGGCACAGUCGAAGGCACCGCACAUGCACUGGCGUCUCUCGAUCGCUCGUUCGCGACAAUAUUCACUCGGGACAACUCUUCGCCUUCUUUGCGGAUCACGAUUGGUCCGAGAUUAUUCAAGAAAAUCACGAAGGUCGUUCCUAAAUCCCUGCGAUUGCUUGAAGCGCAGGGGAGAGUAACUCUAGAGCUCGAGGAGGGGAUGGACUCCUGGCCACCUGGGUACGCG